AUGCGUCCUCCGCCAGCUUUCUAUCAUCAUAUACCGGAAGAGAAGCGCUACCAACCGAUAUUCACCAUGAACAAAGCGACAUCAGAAAAUCUACCCCGACGGCUGCUGCCUAAAGUCUCCCCCGGGAAAUGCACUGGUCCUCCGUCCUGCGAAACCUGUGUUUAUUCUGGGCGAACUUGUGUAUUUGAGCCCUCCAAAGACCGACGAAGAAAAGAAGCUCUGCGAUAUGCUGAAAAGAUAUUCAAAAGCGGUGCAGAUCAGGAUGUCCGUGAUCUGGUGGAUAGGAUGAAACAAUCUUCUUCGAUUAACGACAGUCUGGCAGAGCUGCAAGAGAUGACACAUUGA
Molecule: messenger RNA, 345 nt
Organism: Aspergillus neoniger CBS 115656
Lineage: Eukaryota; Fungi; Ascomycota; Eurotiomycetes; Eurotiales; Aspergillaceae
Exons: 4
Coding region: 1-345 (114 amino acids)
Source: RefSeq, a predicted model, not a curated record